AUGGGGAUGAGAGUUAUGGUGGGAUUGGUACCUAUUUUGGUGGUGAUGGUGCUUUUGUGGGUAUCAUCAAACCCAUCUUACCUUUUUGGUAGUCCUUAUAUCAUUUUCUCAAUCUUCAACUUCAUAAUUCUUCUCGUAACGGUUCGAAAUCAUGAGCCACGACCUUUUCUUCAACCUUCCUAUUAUAAGCUUUGUCAAGACGCUCGAAAUCAUGAGCCACGACCUUUUCUUCAUCCUUCCUAUCAUAAGCUUUGUCAAGACGCUGAAUUUAGUGCUCAUGAGGAAGAAGAAGAUAAAAGAGAAGAGGAUGAAGACGAAAAUGCAGAUAGUAGUGAAAAUGAAAAAAUAGAUAGAGACAGAGAUGAAAUUGAACAAUUGAACGAGGAAGAUGAGGAAGAUGCAGAUAAUGACGGUGUUGACGAAGAUGAAGAUAGAGAUGGAGAUGAAAUUGAACAAUUGAAUGAGGAAGAUGAAGAUAAUGACAGUGUUGAUGAAGAUGAAGCGGAGCGGGAAGAGGAGGAAGAAGAAGAGGAGGAAUUGGAAACUGGACAUCAUACUAGACUGUUCUUUCCUAAAGUUAAUGUAGCAUCGUUCCACUUGAAAGCAAAUACUUUCAUCAACAAACAAUCUCUUUAUCCUGUCUAA
Molecule: messenger RNA, 645 nt
Organism: Cucurbita pepo subsp. pepo (vegetable marrow)
Lineage: Eukaryota; Viridiplantae; Streptophyta; Magnoliopsida; Cucurbitales; Cucurbitaceae
Source: RefSeq, a predicted model, not a curated record